Molecule: messenger RNA, 5622 nt
Organism: Phaeoacremonium minimum UCRPA7
Lineage: Eukaryota; Fungi; Ascomycota; Sordariomycetes; Togniniales; Togniniaceae
Product: putative tata-binding protein-associated factor mot1 protein
Exons: 3
Coding region: 1-5622 (1873 amino acids)
Molecular function (GO): ATP-dependent chromatin remodeler activity; ATP binding; DNA binding
Source: RefSeq, a predicted model, not a curated record
AUGGCGUCCAGACUUGACCGGCUCGUCACCAUCCUUGAGACCGGUAGUACCCGGCUAAUACGGGAUACCGCCGUCAACCAAUUGGCAGAUUGGCAAAAGCAACAUCCAGAGGAACUCUUCAACCUUCUCUCUCGGGUUGUCCCCUAUCUCAGGCACAAGGAUUGGGAGACGAGGACCACCGCGGCUAAGGCUAUUGGCAAAAUCAUUGAGAAUGCGCCAACAUACGACCCAAAUGUCGCUGAUGAACCUUCAGAGCCGAAGAAGGAAGAGCCAAAGCCCGAAGAUAGCGUAGUCAAGAAGGAGGAGGAGAAGGAACCCACUAUUGCUCACGAAGACUUCUUCAGCUUGGAGACGCUUGAUGUGGGGCUGAUAUUAAAGUACGGCCGCGAGUUACUUCGCGGAGGUAACAUCGAUUAUGCACUUGGGGCUCUAGACCCUCAAGCCCGUCUAGCACACCAAAAGAAGACGCUGAUUGGCCGUCUUGGCUUGCUUGGCCGGGUAUUUGAAGACGAUGAGAUGCCAAUCGUCAACGAACAUGCCAUCAGCCCCGUGACACCAGGAGAGGUGUCCAAUGCCAAUGGUUUUGGCCGACACGAGACCAACGGCAACGGCAGUCAGAGUCAGCCAACUGAAGAGUCAGGCUUGAGCUCCCGACAGCUCAAUGUUUUGAAGAGGAAACGAAAGAGAGAGGCACAAAAGGCCGCUCAAGGGAAGGGUGGAUUCGGUGACUUGUCGAUAAGACGUAGCACUACGGCCGGCUCCGACGGAUUUGUCGAUGAUACACCAAUGGCGGAUGCAGAUUCGAAAAAGAACGGCAAGAUGGCGGACUACUUCAGCCUCGAGAGACCUGACGAGGUCGAUGAGGAAACCAAAGUCGUUUCAGAAUUCAAGGGUCCAGUCAUUCCUAUCAAGUCUGAACUUGAGGCAGACGACAACUUAGAGGGUGCAGAAUGGCCAUACGAACGUCUCUGUGAGUUUCUCAAGGUUGACUUGUUCGAUCCCCAAUGGGAAACUCGGCACGGUGCUGCCAUGGGUCUAAGGGAAGUUAUCCGAGUCCAUGGCGGUGGUGCCGGCCGACUUCAAGCCAAAUCUAGAGCCGAAAACGACGAACAAAACCGAAUAUGGUUGAACGAUCUAGCAUGCCGGUUGUGCUGCGUCCUUAUGCUUGAUCGAUUUACCGACUACAGUUCCGAUACGUCAGUAGCUCCUAUUCGGGAAACAGUUGGCCAAACACUGGGAUCAGUUCUGUUCCACGUGCCGUCAGACUUAGUCUACGGGAUUUACCGCAAUCUCUAUCGCAUGGUCAUGCAGGAAGAUCUUGAUCUUGAACGACACAUUUGGGCUAUCUGCCAUGGUGGUAUGGUGGGUCUGCGAUACGUCGUUGCGGUACGUAAGGACCUGCUGCUCAAAGACGGCGACAUGAUCGACGGAAUAAUUCGCGCUGUGAUGAAGGGGCUUGGGGACAUGGAUGAUGAUGUCCGUUCCGUCAGCGCGGCUACACUGAUACCCAUGGCGAAAGAGUUCGUCACAAUGCGCCCGGCUGCGUUGGAUGGUCUUAUAAAUAUCGUAUGGGAGAGUCUGUCCAAUCUUGGUGAUGAUUUGAGUGCUUCGACCGGGAAGAUUAUGGAUCUCCUGGCAAUUCUCUGCAGCUUCCCAGAAGUUCUGGAGGCUAUGAAGACCUCGGCCGAACAGGACGAAGAGAGGUCCUUUACUCUCUUGGUUCCACGGCUGUAUCCAUUCCUACGUCAUACGAUUACAUCCGUCCGUCUUGCGGUCCUGAAGGCUCUCAUGACCUUUGUCAACCUUGGAAGCGAGACUUCACAUGGUUGGCUAAACGGCAGGAUCCUCAGGUUGAUCUUUCAGAACAUCCUAGUGGAGCGAGACCAAGAUACACUGAACAUGUCCAUUGAAUUAUGGACUGCGCUUGUCAAGUCUCUCGCGAAAGAUCCCGAUGCUCUCGCGACGGAGUUCGCUUCUCACGUGGACCCCAUGAUGCAGCUCACAUUGCAUCCUAUCGGCGUUUCGCGCCAGCCAUUGCCCAUGAAUGCGACACUCUUCUUGAAGCCAUCGGGUGGCACUUACUCGAUGCCCAGUGCGAUCUCUGCCACCACACGCAGAUCGUCACCUCCAGAUUCCGCAGAGCGCGCUACCAAGCGUCGGAGGAAGUCGACUAAGAUUGACGACGUGCCAACAGUUUCGCACUCUCACGACAUUGACGGCCACAUGAUGCAGGGUGAUGUUGAUUUGGUCGGUAUGGAGACCCUCAUACGAUCCAGGGUGUCAGCGGCCAAAGCCAUGGGUGUGAUCAUGUCGCUCGUCCCGACCAAACAGUUGGAAGACUACGAUGCUAGCGUCAUUCCUGGUCUCAACUCAGCGUUCUCCUCGACUCAGCUUGCUGCCUGCAUGGUCAUUGAUGAGUAUUCCAAGAAUUGCUCCAAGUCUGAGGAGACGUUAAGAUAUGUUGCACCAUUGCAGAAGAUGAUUGAGGCCGAGAGACCAUCACACUACAGGGAUCUGGUGAGCUUUGUACAGCGCGUUCGAUCACAGUGCCAGCAAUUGGUGAACUUAUUCCGUGACCACGGCAAAGUGUCUUCCAGCAAAUUGCCAACUCUGGCGGUCGUUGUGCAGGGUGAGGCUGAAGCCGGCCCUGGUGCAUUUUCAGUUGCCAACGCCGAAAAGGUUGUUGGGGACGACUACGAACGCAUGAAGAAGGCAAUGUCACCCGGUCAGCGCCUUAUUGCUAGUGCGCAGCUUGCAGAGGCUCGCGAAGUCACUGUUGCAGCUAUUGAGGAAGCAAAAGUCGCUAAGGACGCGAGGGAUGUGCGAAUCAAGGCCGCGGCUGCGUGUGCCCUGGUUGCUAUGAAGGUUUUACCCAAGAAACCAAGUCCGCUUAUCAAGGCGAUCAUGGACAGCAUCAAGAGCGAGGACAAUUCAGAGCUCCAAGGCCGUUCGGCAUCAACGAUUGCACGAUUAGUUCAGCUCUUCACUGAAUCUGGUCGUCGUGGACCGGCUGACAAGGUUGUGGCCAAUCUCGUGAAGUUCUCAUGUGUCGAGGUCGCAGAAACACCGGAAUUCGCCACUCACGCAGCCAAGACUAGUGUGAUCCUUUCCAUGCAAAAGGAGGAAGAUCGUGUUGAUCAUCCUGAUGCUGCCAAGUGGGCUCGGGAGGCAAAGGCUGCUCGCAUUACUCGUCGUGGUGCAAAGGAAGCACUAGAGAUACUAGCGAAGACCUUCGGGGCAGAACUUCUCGACAUUGUGCCAAGCCUCAAAGCAUUUAUGGAGGAUCCUCUCGUCAAAGCCUUUUCUGGCGAGCUUCCCGCUGAGGCGAAGGACGCUGAGCAGACAUUUGGACAGGAGAUUGUGGAUGCCAUGUCCGUCAUCCGGACUAUGACUCCAACACUACAUGCCUCGCUUCACCCAUUCAUCAUGCAGAUGGUUCCUCUGGUCAUCAAGGCCCUGCACUCUGAGCUCUCUGUCUUCCGUUAUAUGGCUGCGAAAUGCAUGGCUACAAUCUGCAGUGUCAUGACGGUUGAGGGUAUGACGGCGCUCGUCGAGAAAGUACUCCCAUCGAUCAACAACCCUGUUGACCUCAAUUUCCGUCAAGGAGCUAUCGAAGCCAUCUAUCAUUUGAUUGCGGUUAUGGGUGAUGCCAUUCUCCCCUACGUUAUCUUCCUCAUCGUCCCCGUCUUGGGACGCAUGAGCGACUCUGAUAAUGAGAUCCGACUAAUUGCAACGACCUCUUUUGCAACGCUUGUCAAGCUAGUUCCUCUUGAGGCUGGCAUUCCUGAUCCUCCAGGACUUUCCCAAGAAUUGCUAAAGGGCAGAGACCGGGAGAGAACAUUCAUUCAGCAGCUUCUUGAUCCUAAGAAGGUUGAGCCGUUCCAGAUCCCUGUCGCUAUCAAAGCAGAGCUUCGUCACUAUCAACAGGAAGGCGUCAAUUGGCUCCACUUCCUGAACAAAUACCAUCUUCACGGCAUUCUUUGCGACGACAUGGGACUUGGAAAGACUCUCCAGACUCUGUGCAUUGUCGCAAGUGAUCACCAUGAACGUGCUGAGCAAUUUGCAAAGACACAAGCUCCCGACGUCAGACGGCUGCCGUCGCUCAUUGUCUGCCCUCCAACCCUAUCGGGCCAUUGGCAACAGGAGAUCAAGACUUAUGCUCCAUUCCUGAGUGUCACUGCCUACGUUGGCCCUCCUUCGGAAAGGAAGUCAGCAAAAGAUAUGCUCGACAAGACAGAUAUUGUCAUUACCUCUUACGAUGUCUGCCGGAAUGACAUUGACAUUCUCGAGAAGUACAGCUGGAACUAUGUGGUGCUGGAUGAAGGCCAUUUGAUCAAAAACCCCAAAGCAAAGAUCAGUAUGGCCGUCAAGAAGCUAGCGAGCAAUCACCGUCUCAUCCUGACUGGCACGCCGAUCCAAAACAAUGUGCUUGAGCUUUGGUCGCUGUUCGACUUCCUCAUGCCAGGCUUCCUUGGAGCAGAAAAGGUCUUCCUUGACCGAUUCGCGAAGCCUAUUGCUGCCAGCCGCUACGGCAAGGCCUCGUCCAAAGAGCAGGAGGCAGGCGCUUUAGCCAUUGAGGCACUUCACAAGCAAGUUCUUCCGUUCCUGUUGCGGCGUCUCAAGGAAGAGGUGCUCAAUGACCUACCGCCGAAGAUCCUUCAGAACUACUAUUGCGAUCUCAGCGAUUUGCAGAAGAAGCUAUUUGAGGAUUUCUCAAAGAAAGAAUCGAAGAAACUAGCCGAGGAAGCCGGUCGUGAUGAUAAGGAUGCCAAACAGCACAUCUUCCAGGCACUGCAGUAUAUGCGCAAGCUCUGCAACUCGCCGGCACUGGUGAUGAAGCCUGGACACAAGAUGUACGACGAUACGCAGCGAAUUCUGGCCAAGCAGGGCACCAGCCUCGAAGACCCUGCCCACGCACCAAAGCUGACGGCCCUCAAAGAUCUGCUUGUUGAUUGUGGUAUUGGCAUAGAAGGUACAGAUUCCAAUGAUCCAUUGUAUCAGCCCAUCAAACCCCAUCGUGCCCUCAUUUUCUGCCAGAUGAAGGAGAUGCUCGACAUGGUACAGAACACUGUUCUGAAGAGUAUGCUACCGUCUGUGUCGUACCUGCGACUCGAUGGAUCGGUUGAGGCAAACAAGAGACAAGAUAUCGUCAAUAAGUUUAACAGCGAUCCAUCUUUCGAUGUGUUGCUGCUCACCACCAGCGUGGGCGGUCUCGGUCUCAACCUCACUGGUGCCGACACUGUCAUCUUCGUGGAGCACGACUGGAACCCACAGAAGGAUCUCCAAGCCAUGGAUCGUGCGCAUCGUAUCGGUCAGAAGAAGAGAUUCAAGAUCGACGUGGCAUCAACUGUUGUCAAUCAACAAAACGCUGGUCUUGCAACCAUGGAUACAGACCAGAUCCUAGAUCUCUUUAAUGUGGGAGAUACUGGACCCAGCCUUAUAUCAGACAAACCUCAAGGUGCUGUUGAAGGCAGAGAGGAAGAUAUGGUGGACAUCGAAACAGGCGAUGUCCGCCAGCCCGGCAAGAAGGCAGCCUGGCUUGAAGAUCUGGGCGAUUUAUGGGAUAAUCGCCAGUACGAAGAAAGCUUCGACCUGGAUGGCUUCCUAAAGACGAUGCAGUGA